This is a messenger RNA of Saprolegnia parasitica CBS 223.65, 1256 nucleotides long. RefSeq lists its product as hypothetical. NCBI's taxonomy places the organism in Eukaryota, Oomycota, Saprolegniomycetes, Saprolegniales, Saprolegniaceae. Bases 1 to 1107 code for a protein of 368 amino acids. The transcript is spliced from 4 exons. The record is from RefSeq and is a predicted model, not a curated record.
AUGGCAGACGAGCUUCGGAAGAUCAAGAAGCGCGAGGGCAGCACGCGCCACCAGCGCAAGUGGCGGCAGAAAAUCGUGGCCGAGAUCGAGCACCUGCGCGAGCAAGCGCUGUCGCUCGAGGCCGAGGUCCAGCGGCGCAAGACAACGACCAAGACAGCAGCACCAUUGGACCCGCUGGCGUGGCGGGACGUGGCCGAGUCGCUUCGAGACGAGAGCGCAACGUCGGUCCACCGCAACCGCGCGCUCAAGCUCAAGCACGCGCAGUACGUGCGCCUCGUGUCGGCCAUGGCGCGCUGGGUCCAGACCGCCUCCCAGCCGUUGGUCGCGGCGCCGAGAAGUCGCCCGACGUGGCGCCACACGGCGCUUUUGGCCGAGCCCAUGGGCCGGCAACUGGGCGUCGACUGGAUCACGACGAUGCUCCUCCACAAUACCGAGCGCAUGCUGGAUGCCCACGGCGUCCACGGCGCGGCGAACUCGACGCACAUGGUCGACUACUCGGUCAACGUGACCGAGGCCGACACGUUCGAGUACGUGUGGAUGGCGACCAAGCACGUCGACAUGUCGUUGGGGCAUGCGCGCGACCUCAUUCGCAUGUGGCUCCACCAGUACACGACCGGCGGUAUGUGGCGGAAAGCCUCGUCGACGCUGCUGGACGUCGAGCUCCUCUCGUCGCUGCCACGGACCACGUACUGCGAGACGAACAAGCUCGGGCCAGACGAGAUGGUGCGCUUCCUCAGUCGCGAGUUUCGCAGCGAGCACAAGAGCGUCUUUGUCGGUCAAAACAUCCACGCCGACGAAUGCAAGCCGAUGCCAACGACGUUUCGCAACCGCGCCUUUUGGUAUGUCUUGGACCGCGCGGGCCCGAAUGCGACCAAGGUGCAGAUGCUGCACGUGACGUCCCAUUUGCUCUCGCCGGCGGCCGAGCCGCUCGGGCUACUCCAAGAAGGCGCGCUCAUGGGCUGCGACCUCGCGCUGGUGCCAGAAGUCGACCAGCUCGAGAAGCUCACGCACCACGCCAACCGCGUUGCUGUCAAAGAAGUCGAAGGUCUCGCGGCGUCGUUUGGACAUGGCGCCAAAAUGUUUGGUUACACGGGCGCGUUCCGGUAGCGCGAACGCUAAAGAAGAAUCAUGGGCGAUGGAUAGUUGUGUCGUGGAUAUGUGGAGCAUGCUGGAUAAGUGUCGUCGCGUCGUUUGGAUAGAACCAACCAGUACAAGAACACACACUAUCGAUCCAAAUAAUAUCCAUAGAUGACGAC